AUGCCGAGAAAAACUAAGAACAUUCUUAAUGAUCUCUGCGGUUAUGAUACGUCCUUGGCUAAAGAUAUGGAUCGUUUGCCACACGACUGCUAUAUGAUCUUGGUUGGUCGAUUGAAGUCCAAAAAAUACUUGAAGAUGUUGAAAGGUAUGGAUCCAUCACAAGAAAACGCAUCGUCGUCAGAUGAAGACGAAGUACUGACUGAAAAUGACGAAAAUCAGAUUGAAUAUUCAACAUUGGCGACCGAACAAGUAGAGUCGUUUCUGGAGCACAUGGCAUUAUUAGGAGAUACCGAACAAGUUGAAGAUGAGCGCAAAAGUCAUCUCGUCUAUGAAGACAGUUUCAACUCUUCUCUGAUUGACAUGGUCAUUACGGGCUCCUCAUUCGAGAAACUCAAAGAAGUUUGUCGUAAAUACGAAUACCGCGAAGAAAUUAAUAUUGAUAAAGUGAUGGCUGAACAUGAAGAUCGCGUGAGAAAGUCGCAACCGUAUUUCUCCGGCAAGAAACUGCCACUCGAUGAAGCCAAAGCUUUGGCAUUUGCCCUUUCCUUUUAUACGGGUACCAGGAGUGAAUCAUUAAAUCGCGGUGCGAGUCUUAUCGCUCGUAAAGCUAAUGGACAAGUGCUUGGCGCAGAUGUAGACAAUGAAAUUAAUGAAGCAGCGAUUAUUCUUUAUUAUUUAGUAAAAGCACUUUCAUAUAUUCCUUUCUACUGGGGAUGGGUUACACGAGCUUGUCAACUUACAUUUGACGAACUACAGAUUUACAAACCUGGUAGUUUGAUUACUUGGAUCCAGUUCAGUAGCUCGACAAAAGGUAAACGAAUAGUGGACUCAGACGCUUUUAAAGGACGAAAUGUACUUUUUAAAAUUUACUCGUUAACUGGUCGACCUAUCAAAGAUUUUUCAAAUUAUCCGAAAGAAGACGAAGUUUUGUUUCUACCACACUCUACGUUUCUUGUUUUCAAUCACAAAGUAUUUUAUGGACAAGGAAAUGAAGGACAGGGAAGACACGUCUUUUACAUGCGGCAAAUCGAACUGGGUUUAUGUCAAUGGUCGGUGUUAUGGGUUGAUGACCAAAUUUUCGACGAAAAUUGGGAAAACAAAAAACACAUGGAAUAUGCAGCAGUCAAAGCACUUGAUGUAAAUGUGCACUUUAUUCCGAAAUCGUCCACUGAAAGCGCUCUGUCCUUUCUACGAUCCACGUUCGGAAAGCGUUUAAUGAAUCAAGAAACCUUCCGUAUUGUUACCGAUAUGAAUCGUAAAAAUGAAACGCCCUCUCAUAAUGCAGGGGCACGAUUUAUCAAAGCAGUACGACAGAUGGGAUUCAGAAAUAAAUGUCUGGUUUUUACCGGUGACGAAAUAAGAGCAAAACAAAUUCUCCAAUCGGAAUUGCGGUCAAAGGAACAAGAAUACGUUUUAGUAUCUGAAGAAACCAGUGACUUGCGGUCUUUUGUCAAUUUUGAUCAGAAACCGACGCAUGCACAACGAACAGACGCUGAAAAUUCAAGUAAAUCUAAGGCAUUUCAAACGUCAACUUAUCCAAAACCUAGUGACAAUUCCUAUAAAUCAACCAAUACUACUGCAGAAGUAUAUCACGGUGCAAGUGGUGGAAAAUAUCAUCAAUCUUACAUCAAUAAGAACACUGGGAUAAUGCACAAUCACUUGAAUACAGAUGUUGACAUCCUUGUCCAAAACUGUAAGAAAAAAAAUAUGACCAAUGAUCGUUACAACUGUGUCUUACUAACGACUGGCUCCUUCAAUCCUAUUCAUCCAUUACAUUUUCAAAACCUUGUACGUGUCAAAAAGUACUUUGAAAGCGAGCAUCAACCUCGAUGGAACGUCCUCGCUGGAUAUCUGUCACCAACACAUGAUUCGUAUGUGCAUGGGAAAUUGGGCGAACUUGAUUGGAUUCCUGCUAAAGACCGUUGUCGACUUUGUGAAGGAGCUAUCGAGCACGAAGGCCCAGAACUUUCAUCUUGGCUUCGAGUUUCUCGAGGUGAAAGUGAAUGGGCCGAUGGAUUUGUAGAUUUUGGCCCUGUCACUGAAAAUCUGCGAGAUUUCCUGAAUAACACACUCGUUGAUGAAGAACAUGUUCUCCGCUAUCCACUGUGUGUAGUAUAUGUCUGUGGAUUAGACCAUUUCAAUAAAUGUUCUUAUGUUGAAAACAUGACAAAACAACCUAACAUGUCUUGUGCUGUUGUUUACCGUACGGGAUACGAAGAACAGCGAAUUACCCGUUCAAUUCAAUCAUCGGAUGUCAUCUACAUUCCAUUAUCGAAAGAACGUGGUAAACUAACGGAUGUAAGCUCAACACAAAUUCGUCAACAUUUUCAAAAUCCAUCCGCCAGUAAAGCAAAUAUCAAAGCGAACAUAUAUCCAAUAGUAGACGAAUACAUGCGCAAAAAGUACAGAAGAAAAUAA
Molecule: messenger RNA, 2418 nt
Organism: Rotaria socialis
Lineage: Eukaryota; Metazoa; Rotifera; Eurotatoria; Philodinida; Philodinidae
Source: the annotation of a GenBank genome assembly